Molecule: messenger RNA, 1148 nt
Organism: Paramacrobiotus metropolitanus
Lineage: Eukaryota; Metazoa; Tardigrada; Eutardigrada; Parachela; Macrobiotidae
Exons: 2
Coding region: 226-819 (197 amino acids)
Source: RefSeq, a predicted model, not a curated record
UUGACUUGUGUUCUUCUUAUUAAGCACACCGAAAUCUCUGUUUUGUCCGUUGUUAAUACUUCGCCACAGUGCUCUGAUCCGCAGCGUUCUCGGAACUGAGAAAACAGCCAAGUACGAGUACCUCUCGACUCUAUGGCUUGACAACAUUAUAAUUGUAAUUAUGUCCCAUCAUUUCGGCAGCGACCAUACUCUGUCUGUCCGCAGCACGCAGUCUGGCUACAGUACAUGGACAUACUGCUGCGGAGUGCACGGAUCGCGCGUGUCGUUCGUGUGUUUUUCUUCAUGACAGCGGCGCUGCGUCCCGGCAGCGCCUGCCUGGCCGGCCGCUCUACAUGUUCACACCCCGGUCCAUCGUGGAAGGAUAUUUUGCCCGACGCACUGGACCACCGUCGCCAGGGCGGCCAGGUGAUGCUGCAGUUCCCCGGGGACAACGCUUCAGAGGCUGCGGCGCAGAUCGUGCGGCGUCCGCGACUGGGCGAGAGCGUCUCCUUCACCUGCCGCGUCCCAGCCGGCAGUGACUGGCGGAGUCUAUCCUGGCUGCACCGGCAACGGACCGUUUAUACGGAUGGCCAACCGUUGCCGGUGUCGGACGGGCAGCAGUACGCUUUCCGCCGCGACAACGACACCCUGACCUUUACCAUCGCCAACGUCUCGCUGCAGUCCAGCGGCGCGCUCAUGUGUGUGGACGAAUCCGUGUACGACCAGUACGGCGAUACGGUGACCCUGCAGCGCUACAGCCUCUGGCCAAAGGUCAUGCGGCCGCGCAAGUCUUCGACCCGCCCAUGGCGCCGCAGACAGUCAAGGUGGGCGACGCCGUGACCUUUGUCUGCUCCGCGCGCCUGCCGGUGGCGCAGCUCGUGCUGGACAAUUUUCAGCGGCAGCACGUGAUCUGGCGCCACAACGGCCGCGUUCUGUGGGCGCCCGCCGAGGAGCGGUACGCGUCGCGGCUGCCGUGCGGCGCUACCGGCUCGCAGAGCCGACAGGCCGGGAAGUUUGUCAACCGGCCCGGACACACCGCGCAGAGUCAUUUCCACUUUCCCCGCGUCACUCGCAUCGACAACGGCAGCGUGGAGUGCUGGUUCCGGCCGCAUGCCGACCGCCACGAGUGGCUCGUGCAGACGGCGCAGCUGCGGGUCGAACGGAAAUAG